Molecule: messenger RNA, 531 nt
Organism: Hydatigera taeniaeformis
Lineage: Eukaryota; Metazoa; Platyhelminthes; Cestoda; Cyclophyllidea; Taeniidae
Source: the annotation of a GenBank genome assembly
AUGAAUACAGGAACACUCUCUCUUGAUGAAUAUAACUCUUCCUUAGAGGUAAUUGGUAAUGUACUUAGGACUGCCAAUCUUACAGAUGUCUGGAAAUUGGAAUGCUUCCCCACCUCAUCCUGCCUCGAACUUGCCUGCUACCACGACUGCCUGAUCUCAUCUGUUCCUGCUCGUCUUGAGUAUCGCACCACGUAUAGCGAGGCUUUCGCCGUACCAACGCUCUUAUUUCGGGGUUCUCUGAACGACGGUAGUCAAGUUCCACUUUCUUAUUUUUGGCAGCGCUUCGCUCAAGCAUCUGAUCAUCCCGUGACUGAUCUUUGGUCCGUCAUUAGUCAAACCGAGCAUAAGGCCACGGGAGUUCCCUACUUCUUUCUCCAUCCUUGCAAAACUCGGUCACUAAUGCUCGAAAUUAAUCCACCUACCGCUACCUCCUAUCUUUCCUUCUGGCUUUCCCUCAUCACUCAGCACUUCAAUAUUUUUAUUCCCUCAUCACUAGCUCUCGUUCGAGUAAUUCCAGUGAGGGUAGACUAG